AUGAUAAUUUUUGUUUACUAUAACAAGAAAAAGAUUAAGAUUGUUUUAUCUUAACCUUCUUUAUAGUUGCUCUAUAAGUUUGUUUAAGAAAAUUUAAAAGUAAAUAAAAAAACCAUAAACUAAAGUUACCAUUUGACUUUGAACUUAGAGACAACAUGAAUAAAAUUGUAUUUGAUUUAUAUGAUGGAUUAGAAUUAAAUGUAUGUGAAGUUAUUACAAUAAAUUAAUAAAUGAAAUCAAAAACAGUUAAUGAUUAAUAAUCUUUUAGAUAAGGUAGAGAAAGAAUUCAUUCAUUAAAUUUACUAAGUUCAUAAAAGAAAUCAUAUUCAGAUUUUUCAUCUCCAAAUGACUAAACUCAAAUUUAAUAAAAUAAAAGGGAAUAAAUAAUUUAAAAAAUGAUGGAAGAUAAAUUAUAUAGAGAAGAACAACAGAAAUUAAACAAUGAAGGAAAUAAACUUAUUAAGUAGAUAUAGAAAAGAAUAAAGUUAAGGGAAUAAGUUAUUAAAUUGAAAGAUGAAGCAUUAAAUCUUUCAGAAUUAGAAAAAAAGAAGGUAUAUACAUUAUAGUAAAAUUAAAGAUAAUAUUGGCAUAGAAAAGAGAACUAAGUUAACCAAUUAGAUUAGAUAUGUUGACUGAGCAUCAAAAAAAAUAUGAAGAAGAAAAAUUUCAAAAAUUAUAAUAAAGACAAUAAUAAAAAUAAGAACAAGAAGAAGAAUUCAAAAUGAAGUUAAUUAAGUUUCCAAAAAGUUAAACCCUUGUUCGUCUUGAAGAGGAAUAAGCUAAAUUAAAGCUAUCUCAAUAAUAAGCAGCAGAACAAAAAAAAUUAUUGAAAUAAAAAUAAUUAAGAUAUGGAGAAUCUGUAAAAGAUAGUUUCCUUAAAGAUAUAGCUAGACAUUCUAUUUCACCAAUUAAAUAAACAUAAGAAUAAAAUAGCAUAUAGAAAACUCAAUUAGAUAUUGCUAAAUAAAACAUAAAAAAAUUAUAAAGUUUAUUGGGAGAAAAGAAAGUAGAUAAAAUAUUGAUUCUACCUGAAAGAAGAAGUGUGAAUGAUAUUAGAUAAAGAGGAUAAAAUUCUUUAAUUGAAAUGAAAAGAAGUGAUAAAAUUGAACAUUUAGAUAAACCAUAUACAACAGAUCAUAAAAAUUUAAUAUCAAAGAGAAAAAUGUUAAAAUCUGGACUCAAUUCUGCAAACUUUCCUUCAACUUUGAAUGAUAAUAAACCAAUCCAUUUUGAAGAAAAGUAUUAAAAUGUCUUGAAAUCCAUUAUGGAAUUAGAAUAAAAAUGUAAGGAAAGAGAAAAAAGAUUUAUGCUUAAUAAAUCUCAAUAAUUAGAAGAGGAAGAAAAUGAAAAGUAUAUUGAAAAAUUAAGAUAAAAAUUAGCUUUGAUUUGA
Paramecium pentaurelia is the source of this 1390-nucleotide messenger RNA. The record is from the annotation of a GenBank genome assembly. NCBI's taxonomy places the organism in Eukaryota, Ciliophora, Oligohymenophorea, Peniculida, Parameciidae.